GGCGUUGCCUCUCUAUAAAGUCUCUGCUGCUCUCUUCCACAACUCCUGCUCUCUGUCCCGUCUCUCCUGAUCUCGGCACGUGUAAACUCCAACCCUCGCGAUCAUGCCUUCAGAACUGGAAGUUGCCAUGGAGUCCCUUAUCAAGGUGUUCCACCGUUACACCUCUAAAGAGGGAAGUUCAGCCACACUAUCAAAGAAAGAGCUUAAGGAUCUGAUGGCGAACGAGCUUUCCAACUUCCUUGAGUCUCAGAAGGACCCUGCUGCUAUCGACAAGAUCAUGAAGGACCUGGACACCAAUGGCGACGGCCAGGUGGACUUUGAGGAGUUUGUUUCUCUGGUUGUUGGACUGUCAGUUGCUUGUGAGCAGUGCUAUCAGAUGCACCUGAGGCAGCAGUCGUACAGAAAGUGAAGAAUGGCAGCAGAAGGGAGGACAAGAAAAGCCAAAAAGCAUUUCUUUUUUUUUUUGUAAAGAUAACUUUGUCCAUUAAAAA
This is a messenger RNA of Solea senegalensis (Senegalese sole), 491 nucleotides long. RefSeq names its product protein S100-A1-like. The transcript is spliced from 3 exons. The coding region runs from base 104 to 409 and encodes 101 amino acids. NCBI's taxonomy places the organism in Eukaryota, Metazoa, Chordata, Actinopteri, Pleuronectiformes, Soleidae. The record is from RefSeq and is a predicted model, not a curated record. Gene Ontology annotation, molecular function: calcium ion binding. Gene Ontology annotation, cellular component: cytoplasm.